UGCAAGCCCUAUUUUGCCAGUUCCCUUCAUUGUCGCACACCAUUUUUCUUUUGGAUUCGCAAAUCGAAUAAUCCCACCUCUUUUUUUGGACUCAUUGACUCAUUGACUUUUUUCUUUCGCUCUUAGUUUCUUUUUUCUUUCUUUCUUCUUUUUGCACUAUAGCAUAAUAGCAUUUUCAAUACAAUCGUCUUUUUUAUACACGUUGCCUUUGUAAUACUCAUAUCAGUUCGCCUUACAUUAACCAUGUCUCGACAGCAAAUAACACCCGGGUCAUUCACAGUUAUAGAUCACGACGAUGGCACCAGCAGUGAGGUCGAGGCACAUAUUGAGUUUAUGAGACUGGCAAUAAUGCAGGCCGAAAUAGCAGCCCCGAACACAAACGCCUUUAGCACGGGCGUUUUCUUGGUCAAGGGGAAGUACCCUAUAUCCGAGGGCCGGUCCAAUGAGAGCAAAUUAAAUCUUCACGCCGCCGCACACGCCAUUGCAAAGGCCCAGCAGGGAAACAACAGACAUAUGAUCCCCGGCUCCACGCUGUACACGACGAUGGAGCCGUGCUCCUCGGAGAGAGUGUCCAAGGUGCCGUGCACAAAGUACAUUAUUGACGCUGGAAUUAAAACCGUGGUCAUUGGUGUCAAGGAGCCCGACUCCUUUUUCGAUUGCAAUGGAGUGAAGACCAUGUGUGCUGCGGGAAUUAAUGUCAUACACUUGCGGAUCCUGCAGGAGGAGUGCCUAAAACCCAAUAUCCAUUUGCUUAUGGACAAUUAAAUCGUUUUUUUGGUUUAUACUUUUUUUUUACAAUUGACUUUUUUCUUUGGGAUUUACACCAGGAUUUUUUAUUGCAAACGCACAGACUAAAGUUG
Molecule: messenger RNA, 860 nt
Organism: Kickxella alabastrina
Lineage: Eukaryota; Fungi; Kickxellomycota; Kickxellomycetes; Kickxellales; Kickxellaceae
Product: diaminohydroxyphosphoribosylamino-pyrimidine deaminase
Exons: 2
Coding region: 244-765 (173 amino acids)
Molecular function (GO): diaminohydroxyphosphoribosylaminopyrimidine deaminase activity
Source: RefSeq, a predicted model, not a curated record